ACAAGGUCGACCUUUACUUUGAUUCCUGCAAAACGGCCUGUCGGACCCAAAAGGUCACGAUUCCAUACAACCAGGCUGGGUCCUUGAAUGAAUCCGACACUGUCCCAAGGGUCAUUUUUCUUUCGAAUCCAUUAUCCUGUGCCUGCUUCCCCCAUCGACAAAAUUGCUGCAGCAUCACUACCGGCGAGCUUCUGGCGUCCAACACAUUGACACCAGCCGAAACUAAACUCAGAAUCGCUCCAACUCAACAAAUCCGUCUGACACAACAAACCCCCCGUCGCCAGCUGGCCCGCCUGCCGCGUAUCGCAAUUUUCCCCUUGUGGCCGCCGUGUCAAGCCCCGGGACCAAUCCCGUUCUUCACCGAAUUGAAGGAACCUCGAUAUCAAAUUCCUUCUGGCCAAAUUGGUUUGAUUCAGCCGAACGAAGAAUAGAAUCAAACACAGAACCGGCCGGCGCUUCCCCUACUUCGAGACCUAAAUUCGUACGACCAGCCGCAGCCGACACGCGGCACCAGAUCGACCCGCGGACGAUUAGCCAAAAAAAACGCUACUGGCUUAAAUUUGACCACAAUAUUGUCUUUUCAAUCGCAUUCGGCGCCGGACCACGCAAAACGCUUCUCGGAGUCGAGGAGGAGCAAGUUGAAAAACAAGCAGCAGGAAUCCGGGAAUAUACACACGGCGUUGCUAGCGACAAGCACCAUUGCGUGCUGUUGGCGACCGAAGGCCGUUUCUCUGUCAUCACCGACGUCCCGACCAACAUCAAGACAGGUCGGGAUGUCUGCCCACGCAGAUUUCUCGCCCGAAUUCGACUUGGUCGACUCCGACGAAGGGCCUCUUUCCUAUCUUGAAUUUAUCAACAGCGACGACCCCGAUAGCCUACACGCCUAUGAGGCUUCAAGAGCAGCCGACUCCAAAGCCGUUUUAACACCAGCGCCCAAUCCGCCUCCUAUAUCAAACCCGGCGAGCUCUCCCGAGUCACCAAGCCCCUCAUUUCCGGAUUCAUCCUCAGAAUCAUCUUCAUCAAAGCAGACCGGAGGCAUGGCUUCUGCAAAACCUGGCUUCGUAGCCGGUGACGUGAUGAUGGACGGAUUGGAAUUCACGGGCGAUUGGAAAGUUGAAGACUUCUUGCACACAGAGGAUGACAACAGCAUAGCCACAGAUGGGACUAUUAACCCAUUAUCCAUUGAGAACCCUUUCGGUCUUGACCCUUCUAUUGGUCCAUCCAGUUUCGAGUUUCAGAGCCCGAGUAGCACACCAAGUCCAUUCGCCAGCGGAGCUUCAGAGCAAAUGACCUCUCCCAGGUCACCGAACGGAAAUAUCAACGGCCCUCCCAAUUAUUCAAAAUCUUCCGAGGUUCCCAAAAUGAACGGUCGAGGGCAUAACAAGGCCAUGUCGUACUCGCUUACCCAGUCAAUGUGUGAUCUCAAGACAAAGUCUAGGGAGGUUUCGCCCACUUCCAACAUGGUAUUCAGCCAGGAUUCAUCGCCUUCUGCGAUUCUGAACAACUCGCCCUCCCCUGCCGGGAUUGAUUUCAUCAGCGCCUCUGGAAUGGGGAUUACCGGCGAGGCAGCGCUAUUCGCCGGGUUUUCCUUCACACACGGACUUCAGAAUGCGCAGAAUCAAAACAACGGAAAUAUGCCUGCGGUAUUCCCAAAUCAGCAAAUACCACCCAGUGUUUCAGGACAGCCACAAUUUCCGAUUUACCAGCAAUCUCUGUUUGGCUCUGGCCCGCCAUGCCGCCUGACCAUCAACCAGACACCUCUCAAGUCACGUGUGGAAACGCAGAUCCCGGUAAAGUUGACCAUCUCGCCUUUACCUCCGGGCAUCAAGCGCCUGCAUCUGCCCAGGCACACCAUCUCAAAGCCCAAGCUCAUCGCGAAGCCUUGGCCGGAGAGGUCCCCGGAUAUGCUGGAACUCACGGUGAUGCUGGUCUGUACAAGUGCGAUGCAAAAUCCUGAGGUCCGCAAGCGUGCCCUGGCCCGCGCCGCUGCUGCAUCAUCAACUUCAAAGCCCGGGGAUGGCAAUAACGAGGCCGACAAGGAGGAAACAAAACCUCAAGACGGCGGCGAGGUUCACAUCUGCCCCGGCUGCAUCACUCGAGAAAGGAAACGCGCCGCUCGGAAGAAGGCGAAGAAGCCGGAGGAAGAGGAGAACUGGACUCGCGAUGAACACCGCCGUGUGGUUGUCUUCAACACACACGAGAUCAAGGAAUGGCAGGACCCAAACGCUCCUGGGCCCAAGGCAGCGCAAUCAGGGCACUACCUGACUAGCGGAGUCAUUGACGCGCCGAUGCGGAUAGCAUGCUACUGCAGGCAUCACCAGGAAAAGGGCGGGUUCCGUGUAAUUUUCACCAUUAAGGAUCACAUGGAUAAGCUCAUCGCGCAACAACUCUCCGAGUCCAUUAUGAUAACCGAUGACCACAAGACUCCGCACACCGCGCAAUCCACCAACCCGCAAUCUGCACAGGCUUCCGGAUCGGACCCGUCGCUGAUACACGGAAAUGGUAAUCCGGCAUCUCACGACACUAAUGCUCCGAGUCCCGGUGCUUCGGUGCCUGGGUCUUCGCAUUCGCACUCUGAGGUGCCGGCUUCCAAGUCCGUUACAUUCCCUUCGGGACUAUCCACUCCCCAACAACCUCAGCAUAUUGUUCAAACACCGCGAAACCUAUCAAGGCCCGUAUCGCCGAACGGUAGCUCAGGCCCGAGUGCCAAGAAGCGCAAGUCUAGCGGAGGCAUGACAAAGGUCCCUUCAGGAUUAGCCAUGACUAGGAUUGAAACUUCGCAGUCGCCUGGGGCAUGCAAGCCGACGGGUAACGGCCAGAUGAACUCAGCAAUACCUUCAGCCACGUCACCUUUCACCCCUAACCUGAGCUCGUUCUCGAUAUCUGCCGAGUCCAUGUUUGGAAAUGGUGGCACUCCCAACAGCGGAAAUAUCGCUCAGCCUUUCAACGGCGGUCCUCCCACUCCCAAUGGCAAUGACCAAGUUCUGUUUGCAACCAGCAAUGGGGCUGCUGGCUUGGACAACAUCGCAAUGACUCAGCUUUAUUCUGCCCCUGGGUCUGCGCAUCCCAGCCGUGCCCCCAGUCCGAACAGCCUCAGGAACAACUCAAACGCCAGCGCAGCGCAUCAGCAACAAUCACAGUCUCACCUGGAACGAGCCCUGGCCAAUGGCAUCUACAAUCUCCCUAUGAAUAUGGCACAGCCCCGGACGCAACUCUCCGUGAUUCAUAAGAUCAUCCCUAAUGAGGGUCCAAAAUCAGGAGGUAUCGAGGUCACCAUCCUCGGUGGCGGAUUCUAUCAAGGACUGGAGGUUAUGUUCGGUGAUCAGAAGGCAACGACGACAACAUUUUGGGGCGAGAGCUCACUUGUGUGCUUGCUGCCGCCAUCUCCUGUCUCUGGUGCUGUCCUGGUAACGUUUAAACAGAAUGGACAAACGGCGCCCCAGCAAUUCACAUCUGCAACCAAACAUCAGCCUAUCUUUAAGUAUGUGGACGAUGAUGAGCAGCAGCUGAUGCGGACAGCUUUGUCCGUUCUGGGGCACAAGAUGACGGGCAAGAUUGAGGAUGUGAGGGAUGUAGCUCGAAGGAUUAUCGGUGGAGGCAACGGCGACAGCUCAAGCUGGGGUAAUUCGAAUGGUAACGGCGGUCAGGGCCCUGUUGGCGGCAACUACAACGGGUUCUCUUUCAACGGUGCCAGCACUGAAUCUCAGCUUCUGAAGGUCCUCGACUUGAUAGACCUGGACGACAGCACCCACAAGGCACGACUCAACCUGCAGAGGCGCACGGGUCAGACAAUGCUUCAUCUUGCCUGCUCUCUUGGUCUCCACCGCUUUGUCGCGGCCCUGCUAGCUCGCGGGGCGAACCCCGACGCCCGAGACAAGGGAGGCUAUACGCCACUGCAUAUCGCAUCUCUCAACAACCAUGUUGAGAUAGUGAGAAGACUGAUUGCGAAGGGGGCGGAUCCGACUAUGCGUACAUUGUCUGGAUUAACUGCGGCUGACAUGUCCCAGUCCCGUGACAUAUUAAAGGCCAUCCGACGCUUGGAAAGACACAGGCGAUCACAAAGCGGCGGAUCGAUGCACAGCAGGGUCAGCAGUGCGACAUCUCUGCGAUCGCUGUGGGAGCCGGCUUCUGCCCAGCCCACUGCCAAAGAGUACACCUCGGAGGACUCUACAUCAUCGGGCGAGAGCCCCGAGUACUCUGAGGAUGCAACUUCAGAAGACGAUUCUGAAAUGGCUGCCUCUGAUUCUGGUGGUAACGCUUGGCUGAACAUGAGGCGUGCGAGUACCGCUACCGCGCACGACGGAAAGAUUCCGCAACCUCUAGAUGGGGUUGAUGGCGUCACACCUCCAGGACUGGCAUCACCAUCAGCAGCGGUAAUGGCCUUCAGGGAGCAAUGCAGAGACCAGUUCCAACACUUGCAGCAGGCUAUGGCUAUGAGGUUGCCGACAUUGCCGCAGUUCCCCAACUUUUCGCAAAUGGGGCCGAUCAACUUCCCAGGGAUGCCACCCUUGUCAGAAUACCAGGGCUACCUGAACUCGGCACCUGUUUUCCAGCGCAUAUCUUCCCUGGUUCCAAACAUUGGCGGCAGCGGCGCAAAUGAGCCUAGGCCAGAACAGAGGCGGGACAUGGACGGCAAGUGGUGGGACUUUUCUGGAUUAGUCAACCAGUCUUCAGCACCGCCGCCAGCGUAUGAUGACAUCUUUCCGCAGAAAAACAACCAGGAUAUGGAUACGAAGCAAGCAUCGGCAGCGCGAGCGGCAGCCGAAGCUGAGGCUGACAUGAAGUGCACGAUCAUGUACGAUGAAGAUUCUGUCACUGCAGGGCCGAGCACUUCGACAGUCGACUCUGACGAGGACCAACAGCCUGAGCAGCUGCCGGCCUUGUUGCAGAUUGGGCGGAAGAAUACAAUUACCAAGGAGCAGCAAGAUAACCUCAGACGAGCGCAUGCGGAAAAGAGGAAGGGAUUGAGAUCUGACCGUAAUCUUUUCAUGAUCUGGAUCCCGGUUCUUCUUGUCGUCUUGUGCGCUACGCUCUACAGCAGAGUUCCUGUUGCGAUUUCGGUGAUCAACAGCCUGUUUCCUCCCGGCGGAAUGGCGACAGUCGGCGUAGGAGCGGCCGGUAUGGGUCAGCAGCAACCACCCAGAGAUAUUCGUUUUGAAGUUAUAUAAUCCGGAAUUGUUCAUGUUCAUAGACGGGAAAGGACAAAUGGGGUCGGUGGCUUUGGCGGAGGCAAAGAUGUAUGUUUUAUAAUGAUGUGGCUUGGAGAUGACAUUUGCGCUGUUGCUGUCAUCAAAUGAUAUACUGUCCCCCCAAAAACAUGUAGGGGUUGGGCACACUUUGGUUCUUCACCUUCAUUUUGCUUUGUAUCUGUUUUGUCUCUCCUUUUUCGGGAAGAUUUUGGAGGUUCGAAGAUUAGUGUAUAUAGAGCCGACUUGGGGUCGGGAUUUCUUUUUUCUCUCUCUCUCUUUUUGUCUUUGUUCUUUUGUUCUCAUCUCAGACGGGGAACCAACCAUAUAGGGGUCGCCCGCAGCGCAAGCGCAGGCUUGGGAGUGUUGCUUUGGACUUUUCUUUUCGUUUCUUUUGGACAAACGAGAUCGGUUGGAGUGAUGGUAUCAAGACAGUUCCUUGUAGAUGCCUUGUCGUGAAAGUUAUGUGAAGAUUUUCUAGACCCCGGCUUACUCCUGACAAAACUGUAUCACGAACUAAGCACACCGAUGUUUUGGCAAUCAUGGACUAUUAAUGGUGCACUGGAGCCUG
Molecule: messenger RNA, 5757 nt
Organism: Pyricularia oryzae 70-15
Lineage: Eukaryota; Fungi; Ascomycota; Sordariomycetes; Magnaporthales; Pyriculariaceae
Product: ankyrin repeat protein
Exons: 3
Coding region: 774-5168 (1464 amino acids)
Molecular function (GO): protein binding
Source: RefSeq, a predicted model, not a curated record